UCCCACUGGAGGAAUGAAUUAAAAUCUUAUGCAAAAUCUUUAAAGAUGGUAAAGGAAAAAAAUGCAGUAAAAAGUAUCGGUAUUGGGAUCGGCGAUAAUCGCCCGUUUUUACUGGAUAUCGGAUCGAAGUGAGGAAAUGACAAAACUCCCCUUCCUUCUGCUGUUUGAGUUCUCCGCGAUUUCUCUCAUUCUGGGGCUCAAUACUGAAGGCUCAGGGUCCACAUAUCAUAACAGCUACAAUGAAGUUGAGCAGGAGCAGGAGACCUAUUACACCCCAGAGCUGGACUAUAAACAUCCUCGCUGGUGUCACCUGCUGAAACUGUCCAAUGGGGAGAUGACCUGUACCUCCCCCCGGGGUGGAAACCAUCGGAGCUCACUGGGCACACGCUGCUCUCUGUCCUGUGAUCGGGGUUAUAAACUGAUUGGACGGUCAUCUGUACAGUGCAUGUCCAACCGCCGCUGGUCAGGAUCCGCCUACUGCCGGAGAGUGCGCUGCCAUGUGCUUCCUCUGGUCCAUCAGGGUACUUACACCUGUACCAGCGGCUUUGUGGUGGACUCCAGGUGCGACUACACCUGCUUUCAGGGUUACCAAAUUGAAGGAGACCGCUAUCGCAUUUGCCAGGAGGGCGGGAGGUGGAGUGGCAUAGAGCCCACUUGUGCAGAUCACGACCCUCCCAAACUGAAAUGUCCUGUAUCCAAAGUAAAGGUGGCAGAACCAGGAAAACUGACCCUCAGCGUGUCCUGGGAUCGGCCUGUUGCCACAGAUACAGCUGACAGAUCACUGAAGGUUUUGCGAAAUGGACCUGAAUCAGGUUCUGAAUUUGGUGAGGGAGAACAUGUGAUUCGCUAUAAAGUCUACGAUCAGGCCCGGAACACGGCAACCUGCAAGUUUGUUGUGCGAGUUGAAGUGAAGAGAUGUCCAGCACUAAAGGAGCCUCUGCAUGGAUAUCUGACCUGUUCUUCUGAUGGGAAUAAUUAUGGUGCUGUGUGUGAGUACCACUGUGAUGCUGGGUAUGAGAGGACGGGCACUGCCACCCGGGUCUGCCUGUUUAACCGCAACUGGUCAGACCAAGCAGCUGAGUGUGUCUUGAUGCAGAUCCAAACUGACAUCAGGUCUGCUGGUGCUCUGCUCGAUCAGUUCUAUGAGAAGAGGAGGCUUCUGAUCGUUUCUGCACCCAGUGUAUCUGAGCAGUACUACAAACUGCAGAACAUCAUGUUACAGAAAGCCUCCUGUGGUCUGGAUCUGAGACACGUGACCGUGAUCGAGCUGUUAGGAAGUCCACCUCGAGAAGUGGGCCGGAUUAAAGAGCAGCAGUUGGAUGCUGAGGUUGUAGAAGGUCUCAGGCAGGCUCUGCAGAUUUCUCGCUCCUAUUUCUCCAUGGUUUUAGUGGAUGAACUGGGAGUAGAUCGGGAGCGUUUCAUUAACCCCACCACCUCAGAUGAACUCUACAAUUACAUCGAGGAGUACCUGCUGACCGAGGAGGAGCGAGAGCGGCUGGAGCUGAACCGAGAUCUCUGCGACUGAACCUGGACCACCACCAUCAUCAUCAUCAUCAUCACCAAUACAUACGGUCUGUGAAGAUCAAAGCUGAGCUUUGUGAAAAAACUAGACUCUAAAAAUAAAAAAAAUAUUAAUUAACUAUUAUUCUGUUUUAAUACGUUAAAUUUAGAGAUGCACAGAACAAAGUAAAACAUUUGGCUGAAAAAAUGAAUAACCCAACAGGUGUUUUGAUAAAUUAAAUAUAAGAAAUAUAUUUUUUUGUCUUGCUUUUUAAAGAAAAAGCAGUUUACUAAGCCACCAAUUAAAAAUAUUUAUUGAAAGAUAUAUAUUUAUAGUGUGGGCCUACUGCCGCUGCUGAAGAAAAAGAAAAUCCUAACUUUUGAGGAAACACUGCAAUAUAACUUAUUAUAACUUAUACUAUAUAACUAAUACUUUAUAUAGUAUACAUUUUCUAAUCUUUUCCAUUAUUGAGCCUGUUUUGCUAUUUAUUUUGGCCACAUAGUUUUGGUUGCCAAAUAUUAUACACACAGUGCAUCUCUAAAUUUUUCUAGUUUACAACAUCAGGCUAUUCUGUAUAGACUUUCAUUUGUUCCUUUUUUUAUUUAAAUCUUUACACAAGUGUUCAUAAUCUCCAGUAUUUUUUACAUUUUUAUAUUUUGUACACACUACAGACAGCAGGGACAGUGGUAAAUAUAAUUUAAUAUUUAUUAAAUUAAGUGCUUUGUAUAUAGCUUUGAAAUUAAAAAUAGAAACCGUGCCCCAAGUGGUCACAGUCAAUAAUCAUAAUCAUCUCAAUAUUAUACAGAUUGUGUUGGAUUUUUUAUGCUACUGUAGAGCAGUGAAUGGGAAGAAUGUCAGUAAAACAUUAUAAACAUAAUAAAAUAAAUGUAAAAACAGCAA
Astyanax mexicanus (Mexican tetra) is the source of this 2401-nucleotide messenger RNA. It is a transcript of the gene srpx2, whose product is annotated as sushi-repeat containing protein X-linked 2. Bases 137 to 1525 code for a protein of 462 amino acids. The record is from RefSeq and is a predicted model, not a curated record. The transcript is spliced from 12 exons. NCBI's taxonomy places the organism in Eukaryota, Metazoa, Chordata, Actinopteri, Characiformes, Acestrorhamphidae.